Exophiala spinifera is the source of this 2532-nucleotide messenger RNA. RefSeq lists its product as uncharacterized. Gene Ontology annotation, biological process: ribosomal small subunit biogenesis. Gene Ontology annotation, molecular function: protein binding; RNA binding. The coding region runs from base 1 to 2532 and encodes 843 amino acids. The transcript has a single exon. Lineage: Eukaryota; Fungi; Ascomycota; Eurotiomycetes; Chaetothyriales; Herpotrichiellaceae. Gene Ontology annotation, cellular component: nucleolus. The record is from RefSeq and is a predicted model, not a curated record.
AUGUCAAGACCAAAUGGAGGACAACGAAGACGUCCAAGUGGUGUGAAGCUACCGUUUGCACUGCAGAAGGAACUAGGCUUGGAAAACAAGUCGCAGGGACGGCGGCCGCAGAAUGGCACCGUGAGGAACAGAAAAGAGCAGCGCAAGGCUGGACGACUGGAGAAGAAGAGAAGCAAGGGAUUUUCGGGGCCAGAAAGGAGAGUGCAAGACCAUGAAAGCGACGAGGACGAGCAAUACGACGAGAGCGAGGAGGACUCCCGGCCGGCACCCUCGCCUGUGAAGACUGCGCCGGCGAAGAGAGAACCAAAGAAAGAGGCAAAGUCGAGGAGCAUACUGAAGAAGCCGAUGGUUAGACCGCGCUCUCCCUCGAUAUCUGAUGAAGAUGAGACGGAUCGGUCGCGGGCCUCGUCGCCAGGCCUCGUUCUAGAUGCCUCCUCGAGAGCCUUUAGGGAUCGAGCAGCACAGGACGAUGCGGAGAUCAGUGCGCUUGAAAAGAAACUCGGGUUUCAAAAGAAAGCCAAGUCAAAAUCAUUCGCUGAUGACGGUCUGGAUGAUUUGCUUGAAGGCCUCGAAGAGGAGGAAAGGGGACAAAAGAGAAUGAGUGAAGAAGACGACUGGCUUGAAAGAAAGAGAAGGAAGACAGCACCUCAGGACGAGGAUGAGGAGGAUGAUGAAGACCUCGAUAUUGACGGGGAUGAUGCUGGCGACGAUAUUGAUAUGGAUGAGGACGACUUGCCAGAUGAAGAUCUAGACGGAGGAUCUACCCAAGAUGGGCAAACUGAGGACGAUUUUGAGAGUUUCGAAUCAGACGAGGACGAAAGGCCCCGAACUCAGAAGGUGAAGGUGCGAGAAAACCCUUACGUUGCCCCUGUAGCAGCGAAUGCGUCUAGCCCCAAAUAUGUCCCUCCCUCGCUGCGGAAAGCACAGAACUCUGAGGGGGCGUCCCUGGAAAGGUUAAGACGCCAACUUCAAGGGCACCUGAACAAGCUGUCCGAAGCGAACCUCAUAUCUAUACUUGACGAGAUUGAGAAGGUCUACCAGUCAAAUCCCAGACAAGAUGUCACGUCCGUUCUCAUUGAGCUGCUUCUCACUCAAUUCAGCAGCAAAUCGACUCUUCCGAACACAUUCGUUAUCCUUCAUGCAGCUUUCUCGGCGGCUGUAUACAAGGUAAUUGGGGUCGACUUCGGCGCUGAGCUGCUUUCACAACUUGUUGAUCGCUUCGAUCUAUAUCACGGCGACGAAGGAGCGGGCAAGGAGGCGUUAAACCUAAUCAGUUUGCUGUCCAAUCUAUUCACAUUCAACGUUGUGAGCAGCGCAGUCCUCUUCGAUCACAUCAGGCUCCUCCUUGAGGAAUUGACCGAGAACAACACCGAGUUACUUCUUCGAAUUGUUCGUGACUCUGGACCACAGCUUCGUCGGGAUGAUCCAUCAUCACUGAUGGUUAUUGUUCGAUCUAUGGCGAAGACUGUCGACAGGAUGAACGCAGCAGGAGAGAAAAUAAGUGCAAGAACUAGGGUCAUGAUGGACAUGAUUACGGACCUGAAGAACAACAAAUUGAAGACUACGAGCAAUGUGGGUCUUUCCAGUGAGCACAUCACCCAGAUGAGGAAAGCGCUGGGAAGUCUUAACAAUCGGCACUUAAGAGCAUCGGAGCCCCUGCGGAUUACUCGAGAUGAUAUCAAAAACAGCGACAAGAAGGGUAAAUGGUGGCUUGUAGGUGCGAGCUGGAAAGGGAACGAAUCAGCUCCUGGCACAGAUGACCUCACUGAGGCUACCACGGUUUUGAAAGGCGACCUUGAGGAUGACAACGAUGGCUCGGUUGAUUUGGUAGCUCUCGCUCGAGAGUACGGAAUGAAUACAGAUGUCAGGCGGUCCAUCUUCGUGGCUCUAUUAUCGGCCGUGGAUUACAAAGACGCACAUGUCCGGCUAAUGAAGCUGCGUCUCAAGCAAAAUCAAAUGCAGGAGAUCCCCAGGGUCCUACUUCGUUGUGCGGCUGGAGAGAACCCUUAUAACCACUACUACACGCUGGUGGCGAAGAGACUAUGCCUGGAAAAGCGCAUGCGUAAAGCAUUUCAAUUCGCAUUGUGGGGAUUUUUCAGGAGGCUAGGCGAGAACGCAGACAUUGACGAUGACGCGAACGACGAUGGAGACCAGAAUGUCGAGAUGAAUGAGAUUGCGAACCUGGCAAAGUUGUAUGCCCAUCUCAUACUCGACGGAGGUGUGACGAUUGGUGUUCUCAAAGUUCUCGAUUUGGCAUAUAUCAAAGAACGAACAAGCCUGUUUGUCGAGUUGUUGUUGAUCAUGAUCAUGAUCGAGGCCAGCAACACGAAAGUCGACUCUGUACCGCGAGUGUUUGAUCGAGCAAUCGAGACGCCCCAGGUUAUCAAACGAUUACAAUACUUUGUCAAAAAGAAUGUCCGAAACUCUGACCUGAUAUCAAAGGACGACAAGGAUACGGUCAAAAGAGGUUGCAAGGUUGCAUUGGACACCCUUUCGCGCCUAGAUUCCGGAACGAGUCUCAUGGAUGAUUGA